Molecule: messenger RNA, 2169 nt
Organism: Phytophthora nicotianae INRA-310
Lineage: Eukaryota; Oomycota; Peronosporomycetes; Peronosporales; Peronosporaceae
Exons: 2
Coding region: 1-2109 (702 amino acids)
Biological process (GO): cilium assembly
Molecular function (GO): protein binding
Source: RefSeq, a predicted model, not a curated record
AUGGCAGACACCAAGGAACUCAAACUACGCAGAGUUAUCGGGUAUAAUGGAACGUACCCCGAUACGCUCAUUUACACCACGGACGGCAAAUAUCUCAUCUAUUCGCUCGGGUUGGCUGUUGUCGUGAAGGACAUUAAACGCAACACGCAGUGCUUCUUACGUGGCCACACGGAUGUGAUCACGUGUUUGGCUAUCUCGAAUGAUGGGUCAAAGCUCGCUUCGGGACAGCAGAGCAAAAGUCGCGGAAGCAAAGCCCCCAUUAUUGUGUGGGACCUCGCAGAAGCUACCAAACGCCUUGCUGGAUCCGCGAACGGAGGUGACAGUGAUCGUGACGACAGCUUUGUGGCAUUUCGUCUUGUGCUGCAUAUGGGUAAGGUACAGGCCUUGACUUUCUCGGCAAAAGACAGCUUCCUCUUCACAGUAGGUGGCCAAGAUGACAAUGCACUGGUGUGCUGGAAUAUGGAGACUGGGGAGCCCAUAUGUGGCACCCCGUCGGGAGACGACUCGACACUUACAGUCGCUGCGUUUAACCGCGAAGCCAACGACGAGUUACUCGUUACAGGCGGGAAUUACAGCAUCACUGUUUGGCGUGUAGAAUUGAAGCAACGCAAGUUCCACGCGCUACGUGCCAAUCUGGGGAACCUCAAACGUAUCGUCACGUGUAUCGGUGUAUCCCCAGACGACAAAGUGGCGUAUUGUGGCACCAAGACGGGAGAUUUACUUGAAAUCUUGCUAGACUGCGACUUAGCCAAACCUAACUGUAUAUUCCCUCCCGUGGGAACUCUCAAGCCUCGGUACAGUCGUACAACUAAAGAACGUUUCAGCCAAGGUAUCAUCACGAUUGUUGUUCAUGAUAAUGAAGAGAACCGACGUUUUGUGCUGCUUGGCGCUGGAGAUGGGAAUCUUGCUGUUCUUAAGCUUGGGCCUGCAACCGCAGCGUCGGAUGGCUCUAAAACCAAACCUAUUACUACGGCUUGUAUGGAGAAACUUAUGGGUGGGAUCACAGCGUUAAGUGAGGGAAAACACGGCGAUUUUUACGCGGGAACCAACCACUCCAACAUGUACCAGUUCCAGCUGGACGAGCCUACUUCUAGUGGCUCGAACAACCGGCCUGCUAGUGCAAAUGCCAGUACUACUGGACUGAAAGUGGUAUUGCGCUCUACUUGCCAUUACAGUUGCAUCAACGAUGUCGUGUUCCCCAGUUCCACUACACGUAGUCCCGCAGACAACUCGCACUUGUUCUUAACAUGCGCUAAAACUGAUAUCCGCAUUUGGAACGCUCGACGUUGCCAGGAAAUUCUACGUGUGCAAGUGCCUAAUCUAGUGUGCAACUGCCUGGAACUUACAUGUGACGGCGGACUCAUAGUGAGUGGCUGGGAUGACGGUAAAGUGCGAGCUUUUUACCCUGAAAGUGGCAAGCUAAAGUUCGUCAUUCAAGACGCUCAUAACGAGUCUGUGACGGCCAUAGCGAUGUGCACACCGUCCUCCUCUGCGUCGACUUUUUCUUCAUCUGGCGAGUGGAGACUAUUGACUGGAGGCAAGGACGGACGUGUGCGUGUGUGGCGCAUCACUCCGUCCAGACAGACAAUGGAAGCGUCUUUAAAAGAGCACCGUGGUCCUGUGAAUGCUAUUCAAGUAACACAGGACUGUACCGCCUGUGUGAGCGCGUCUUCGGACGGCUCUUGUAUUGUCUGGAACCUCGAGACGUUCGUGCGAACUCAAGCCAUGUUUGCCUCCACUGUGUUCCGUCGAGUGCUGUAUCAUCCGGACGAGAGUCAAUUGCUCACCUGCGGUUCGGACAGACGCAUCACGUACUUUGACGCGUACGAUGGAGAAGCGAUCCGGUUCCUGGAAGAAGCUGCGGACCAUGAAAUGCUGGCUAUGGACAUCGAGCACAGCGGGACACUAUUCGCGACGGGUGGACGCGACGGAAUGCUCAGACUCUGGCACUAUGACAAUGGUGAGACGGUUGCAAUUGGUCGAGGUCACAGUGAGGCUAUCAACGCUGUCAAGAUCUCGCCCGAUCGAAAGGAGAUUGUCACUGUCGGCUCCGAAGGCGCCGUCAUGAUCUGGGAAAUGGGAGAUUUGCUUGAGCAAACGCAGGGUUAAGUUCGGGUAGUCUGCUCUGGCUGCGUAUUCCUUGAUCUUUCGAAAUGUAUUGGCAUUGAU